AUGGGGAGCGUAGCGACGGAGAAUGGAGCGGCGGGUGCGGCGGAGGAGCAGAUGGAUGCGGUGCAGCAGCGACUCAUGUUCGACGACGAGUGUAUUCUCGUAGAUGAAAAUGACAAGGUGGUGGGUCACGCCAAUAAGUACACUUGCCACAUUAUGGAGAACAUCAAUAAAGGCACAGCACGCCACCGUGCCUUCAGCGUCUUCCUUUUCGACUCCCAGCACCGCCUGCUGCUCCAGCAACGUGCAGCAUGCAAGGUGACGUUUCCCCUGGUGUGGACCAACACGUGCUGCAGUCACCCGCUGUACCGUCCAGAGGAGAUGGAGGAGGCGAACGCGCAGGGAGUGCGCGUGGCGGCGCGGCGCAAGCUGGAGGACGAACUGGGGAUCGACCCGGACACGGUGGAUGUGUCGGCCUUCACGUGCCUUGGCCGCAUGCACUACAAGGCUCCUUCUGAUGGGAAAUGGGGCGAGCAUGAGAUUGACUACCUCCUCGUACUCAAGGCUGACUUGAAGGCCACUCCUAACCCUAACGAGGUGGCUGCUGUAAGAUUUGUGGAUCGCGACGAGUUGAAGGAGCUGGUGCGCAAGGCUGACAAAAAGGAGGAUGGAGUGGUGCUGUCGCCGUGGUUCCGACUUGUAGUGGACCGGUUCCUGCCUGCCUGGUGGGACCACCUAGAUGCAGGCACACUUGAGGAGCGCGUCGUAUUCAGCGUGAGUGCCAUGGCGGACUGGGAUCUGGACCCUGCCGCGUUGUUCGGCGACAAGGACGGCGACGAUGACGAAAUCCCUCAAUAUUAUUCUGACGGGAAGGAGCUGGUGGUGUUCCUCAUAGAUGCGGGGCCGGACAUCUCGCUGGUGGGCGACCUGAAGACGAGGAUCAUCUCUCGGGAAAGCGACCUCGUCUCGGUCGCAUUUUUCGACACGCGUGCGAAGAAGAACGUGCAAUCGGCGGAGGGCGUGUUUGUGUUCCAGGACAACCAGCAGACCUCAGCUCAGCUCAUUCGAGACCUUUCCAGCCUUCCAGAGACGUUUGAGAAAGACAUUGGGUCGGGCAACUGGCUGAGGGGGAAGGUGAAGCCCCACGACAACCCAAUCUCAAACGCCCUAUGGGUCGUUCAAGGUCUUCUACGCACGGGCUCCACGUCACAGGAAGUGGUGAAGAACGUGCUUCUCUUUACCAAUGAUGAUGAUCCCUUUGGGGCGAUCACCACCGAGGGAGUGAGGAGCGACAUGCGCCGCACCACCAUACAGAAGGCCAAGGAUGCACGGGAACUGGGCAUUGCGUUUGACCUCUUUCCUCUCAGCCGCCCAGGGGAGAAGUUCAACGCCAACAUCUUCUAUGCGGACAUGCUAGGCUUUGAUGAUUCACAACGAGCGGGCUUCCAACCAGAGGAGAUCAGGCUUAGCGACCUGCAGCAGCGCCUGCGCAAGAAGGUGUACCGAAAGCGAAUGGUGAAGCGAGUCAUGUUCGCCGUGGUGCCUCACCUCCACAUCGCCCUCUCCUCCUACGCUCUCAUCCGCCCUGCCAAGAUCCAGAAGCAAGUGUAUGUGAGGGCCGUGGACAAUCGCACAGUGAAGGUAGAGACGGCCCUGGUGUGUCAAGACACAGGAGCAGUGCUGCACGGCCCGUUGCCGCGCUACCAGCCCAUGCCUGGCGGCUCGCGCAUCAUCAUGGCGAAGGCAGAGGUGGACCAGGUGAAGGCGGUGUGCACUCACGACCUGCUGCUGCUGGGCUUUAAGCCCCUCCACUGCCUCAAGGACUACCACAACCUGCAGCCGCCCACCUUCCUCUUCCCAGACGAGGAGACCCUCUCGGGCAGCACUGCAGCGUUCAUAGCCCUGCACAACGCAAUGCUGGAUGCAAAUAGCUUUGCUUUGGCGUGUUGGGCCAAGAUCGGCAUGCCACGCCUCGUUGCCAUCCUUCCCCAGCAAGAGCAGGUGGACGAGAGUGGCACGCAGGUGCAGCCGGUAGGGUGGCACAUGAUUCCUCUUCCCUUUUAUGACGACAUUCGACCAGCAGAGAAGUACGCCCAUUGGGUGCCAGGCCACGGUGCAAAGGACGUUGGGGGGGACGGGGAGCAGGAGGGCAGAGGAGGGGAGGUGGUAUCUGCACCGAGGGCGAAUGCAGAGCAGGUGGCAACUGCCACAACGCUCAUGCGCUACAUGCACCUCAAAGAGUUUAGCCCACUCAACAUUCUCAAUCCUGUCAUUCAGACGCACUACUCCAUGCUGGAGGCCAUUGCGCUGGACCUGCCAGAGGUGGAGCCAGUGGUAGACACCACCCUGCCGGACCACUCCAUCUUUCAGCCGCCUCAGACCGACACCAACCAACCCCCGAGAAAAGGGAAAGCUGCUCGUGCAACUGCGGCUUUAAGGCAUUUCAAGGAUGCAGUGUAUGGCGCGGGUCAUGAAGAGGAGGAGGCAGAGAAAGCCGCUGCAGCUCGAGCCAAGGCAGAUGCUGCUGAGAAGAAACGCAAGGCUACUUUCGACGCCGCUACUGCUAAGGCUGGUGUUGUGGAUUGGCGAGGCCUCGCUGAGAAAGGAAAGCUGGACACUUUGACAAACGAGGAGCUGAAGGGAUAUCUCAGAAUGCACAACCUUCCCCUUACAGGUCGGAAGGCAGAACUAGUGGAACGCAUUAAAGAACAUCUGGACCAGUCAUAA
This is a messenger RNA of Closterium sp. Yama58-4, 2664 nucleotides long. Lineage: Eukaryota; Viridiplantae; Streptophyta; Zygnematophyceae; Desmidiales; Closteriaceae. The record is from the annotation of a GenBank genome assembly.